Lepidothrix coronata (blue-crowned manakin) is the source of this 5421-nucleotide messenger RNA. It is a transcript of the gene LONRF2, whose product is annotated as LON peptidase N-terminal domain and ring finger 2. The coding region runs from base 62 to 1660 and encodes 532 amino acids. The transcript is spliced from 12 exons. Lineage: Eukaryota; Metazoa; Chordata; Aves; Passeriformes; Pipridae. The record is from RefSeq and is a predicted model, not a curated record. Gene Ontology annotation, biological process: protein ubiquitination. Gene Ontology annotation, molecular function: protein binding; ubiquitin-protein transferase activity.
CGCGCUGCGGGAGCGCCAGGAGCUGCCGGCCGCCCUGGAGAAGUACAACCAGGCCCUGGACAUGGCUCCUUGCAAGUGUUCACUAAUAGCACAGCGGGCAGAACUCUGUACGUUGAUGAAAAACUACCAGCAAGCUCUUCACGACGCAGAUGUCCUCUGCCGAAACAAACCCCACUGGCCUGCGGGCCAUUAUGUGAAAGCAAAAGCUCUUUCUGGAUUGGAAAGGACUGAGGAAGCAUUGAAGGAGUUUCUUUAUUGUGUUGCCUUAAAUCCUGAAUGGAGCUCAAUGAAGAAAGAAGCCCAAAAGAUAAUGUGUGAGAUGUUUUUCCCAGCCUUUGAAAAUGUGCAUGAUAGUCUAACAGCACCUUUCUCUAGUCGAACAUCCCAUACAAGAUUGAAACCUGCAUUUCUGAGUAGCAUAAAUACACAGUCAGCUGUGGAAGAUAACUCUGUUGCUGGGUCCUCAAAGGAUACUGUGUUCAGGUUAACAAAAACCCCGUCCCAAGAAUCUGAUGUAUUCAGAAGCACUGAUUCUCCUGUUUCCCAUCAUGUUCUGGAUCUCUAUUUUGAAGACAACAAGAAGUCUUUGGGAGCUAUUCUCUCCAGUUUACCUGGGGUUGGCUUAAAAAGAAAGCUGUCCAGUGAUAUGAGGGAUUUACAGAGUUUGGAUGUCCCCAGUAAGAUUCCUAAAAAAGAUGCAGAUGUUUUACCUGAAAACACCACCGACACUUCAAGUGAGAUACCAACAACUCUGGUGGAUGCAUCAGACUUUGAGUGUUCCCUCUGCAUGAGGUUGUUCUACGAACCUGUUACCACACCCUGUGGACACACCUUUUGCCUCAAAUGCCUUGAGCGUUGCCUUGACCAUAAUCCACUUUGCCCACUCUGCAAAGAAAAGCUGUCAGAAUUUCUGGCAAGCAGAACUUACAAGAAGACCGUCCUUACAGAAGAACUGAUAGUCCGUUACCUGCCGGAGGAGUUAUCUGAAAGAAAGAAAGUUUAUGAGGAAGAAAUGAAGGAAUUGUCAAAUUUGAAUAAAGAUGUUCCCAUCUUCGUAUGUACCAUGGCCUUUCCUACCAUCCCUUGUCCGCUACAUGUCUUUGAACCUCGUUAUCGCCUAAUGAUAAGAAGAUGCAUGGAAACUGGUACCAAGCAGUUUGGCAUGUGCUUAGCUGAUGAAUUAAAAGGAUUUGCAGAUCAUGGCUGUAUAUUAGAGAUCAGGGACGUAAAGUUUUUUCCUGAUGGACGCUCAGUUGUUGAUACAGUUGGUGUCCGUCGUUUUAGGGUCUUAAGCCAUGGCCAACGAGAUGGAUAUAACACAGCAAACAUCGAGUAUCUUGAAGAUAAAAAGGUUGAAGGACCAGAAUAUGAAGAACUUGUUCGUCUUCAUGAUUCAGUUUAUGAUCAAGCUGUUGCCUGGUUUACUUCUCUUAAAGACAAUAUGAAAGUGCAAAUUCUCAAUCAUUUUGGGUCCAUGCCAGGAAAAGAACCAGAGCCACAGAGCAACCCCAGUGGUCCUGCCUGGUACUGGUGGCUCUUGGCAGUGCUGCCUCUGGAAAACAGAGCUCAGCUGGCUAUAUUGGCUAUGACCUCCCUUAAAGAUCGUCUUAUUGCCAUCAGACGCGUAUUGAUAUUUGUGACUCGCAAAAGACCCAGAUAACAUGGACUUCGGUUGAGUGGGCACUGAAAAAACAUCUCAUGAUAGGUCGUUCUAGGGGAGGGCAAAGGGGAGGGGUUGUUUUUGUAUUUUUCAAAGAUUCCUUCAAAAAAAAGCAGCCCUUUCUGACUAUGUCCUGCAUCCAUCGAUUGCAUCAGUUUGUUAUCCUGGGUAUUCACCAAACCUUGCACACUCUCCUGUUAUCCUGAUGAAAACUGAGCCUCUACAAAGCUGUGCUACAUUUAGAGUGUAGCUGAUGGAUGUGGAUAAUUGCUUCAAAGUACUGCGAUAGAGUUGAUGUUUCUAGCCUGCAAGAGAGUUAAGUACUAGAGUAGCACCAUUGGCCUGCAUGUGAUUUGGAUUUUCACUUGGUAGGAAAAGGAAACUGAACAAUGGAUUGAAGAGGUGUUUCCUAGACUUGUAGUGAGCAGAAGAGGAGUUGUUGCUACCCAGCAGAAGUAUGCAUGAAGACUAUAACUGACACUACUGUCUGUCAGUGAAUCGGAAGGCACUCUGUCAUAAACCCACAUCUCGCUUUCUCUCUCCCUCUCUCUCUCUCUCUCUCUCUCUCUCUCUUCAGCAAAUAGUAGUCUGAGGAAAAAACAAGCAUUUGUGGUCAAGGCAUCUGAGGAUGUUUGAUGAAAGAAUAAUAGCUACUGAAUAAGUACACUAUUAAGUAGCCUUAGGUAAUCCCUCCUUUGUGAUUUAUGUGUUGUAGCAGAAUGAGUAUGUACAAAAUGUUUGGAAAGGUGUACUUUGGUUUCUUUGAAAAGAAAAACCAAAGUAAUCCUAGCAGGUCUUACCGCUAAAUUCAAAUCAAGCCGCUCCCUAAAGUAUGAUAAACACUGCUGUGAAAUAAUGAUUUCACCCCAAGUAGGAGGGAGGCAUGCUGCAGUUUACUCUGAGCACCUGCUCUGCGAGUGGGACCAGCGAGGAUGAAAGAUGGGGAGGUUUCCAUCUCCCUCCUUCCUGCAGUGUCGUGCCAACCUCCCGUUACAUUGAGGUGAUCUCUACUGAACGUGUUUCAAACCGAAAGUAUUGUAGUUUAGUACCAGUUGCUGUAUGUGAUGGGAAUCAGUCCACAGUAACACCGUGAAAGGAGUCACAAACCGAACCUAUAAAGGCAAGUCUCAAUGCAAGCUUAAGUCAGGUGUUAACCUUCAUUUGUCUCUUUGAUUAUUUUUUAUGUAUUAUUUUGUUAUUAUCUAAUUUUGAUAGCUAUUAAAUUGAUCGCUUGUCAGUCAAAUGAUCAAUAUUAGCUCAACUGCCAAUGAAAUAACUCAGUGUUACCAAUUCAGUUGGCACAGUUUCCUAUAACUAGAACUGAUACUACCAACAGGGAAAAAAAAUUGACUUGAAUCUCCAUGUGCUGCAAGUAUAGCAAGACCAAUGUAAAGACUUGUUCAUGUGCAGAAGUCUGGUAAGAAGAAAUGGCUGCUUACCUACAUGGUCAAAGUGCCUGGUUUCUUUUUUAGUUCUUUUGUCCUUAUUUGUCAAUGAAGAGGUAUUUAAACUUUUUUUUUUCCACUUUGCACAUGAAUUCUGGAAGAAGACUGCAUUAAAAUGCCGUGAUUGAGAUAUAUUUCCUGCUCUCUUUGGGUAUUGUAGUUAUAACCUGUGUGGUCUGGGAAACAAAAAUUGAGAGUUUUUUUUCCUUUCAGCAAAUGGCUACCACAAAUGGUUUCUGUAACAUACCCUGAAUGUACUGUAACUGCCUCUACCUUGAACACGCCUUUUCUAUUUAAGUAGUUUGUAAGUAUAUUCUCUGAAUUGUGAAGUGCAUAAUGUACAACCAAUGAUGUCAUAACCUCUACAGUAGCCUUCUGCAAGUUCUGCUACCACCACCAAAAUACUCAAAAUUCAAGUUAAAUGCAUUUCCUCCAGGAUUUGAAGAUGAGGAAGAGGAAUUCAUUGAAGUGUAAAGGACUGGUUAAGUACGUGGGGGAGGAAAUGUCAGAAGUCAGUAGGUCUUCAGCCCACUGUCAGCUGAGCUACUGAAAGGUGAUUUCACAAACUAAUUCUCGGACCAGAAGAUGGACUGUAUUUGAUCUUGCAAUCCUUUCUGUUCAGCUUCCUGUUCUUCCCAUUCCUUUCCAUGCUGUGUAUUUCUUCGAGACUCACUCAUCUUGCUUGUUUGUGUGUCUGCCUAGUUUUGAGUAUUACUAGCUUAGCUGAAAGAGGAUGCCAAUUGUAUUUGUAUAUUGCUGGUCCCGAUCUUAUAUGUGCUUAAUUUUACAGAUAGGAGUGCAUUUAAGAAAAAAAAUAUCAAGGUGCUAGUUAGUGUCUUCUUGGCUUUGCCUCAGUAAACGUUAAUGUUAAUAUUCUUCUUUGCAAAAGUGAUUUGUUCAAGAUACCUACUUUUGAGGUACUUCUGAGAGAAAACCCUAUGGAAAAAGAGAGGUUGUUUACUGCUGUUCUGUAAUGUGUAAAGACAUUCUACAUAGGAAGUGACAUUACUGUGUUCAUGAAGGCCUGCAUAGUUAAUGGAGUGAUUGAUAUUGAAAAGAAAGCGGAACUUUCUUUUCCCUGUAGAGGGAUUUUUUUUUAGUCAAGGUUUAAAGCGGUUUGUGAAUAUUUCAGUGACUGAUGUUUUGGAUAAAUGAUAAUAACAAGGGAAUUGUCUGUGUAUGGAUGCAAAUAAUCAUAUUAGCAGCCCAAAGCUGACUUUUCCUCCAAAACAUUGAAUGCUGAUCAAAUAGCAAAGCUUUAAUAAAUAAAUGAAAUCACCACUGCCCUGUGGUACUUGCUUUCUAAGGGAAAGUACCAGUUUCAUUUUUACCAAAUCACCUCUGCCAUAUAAUAUCUACAGCAUCCAGUAGUACCUCACAGGAAAAGCUAGCUAUCUUAUUGCUCUCUAGAGGAGAUGUCCAUGUUACAGCCAGUCUAUGCUUAGGUGUAACUUGUCGCCAAGGUACAUGUGAAAGCAUUGGAGCUGAGCUCCUGGAAGAGAUAGACAGGAUUCGUUGCCUUUCUAGCUCAUUACACUUUUCUUGCUUGCUAUCCAAGCAAGGAUGCUGGGAUAUAUGAUGAGUCUUUUCACUGUGGUGAAUGUGGCCCUUCUUUAUACAUCGUAAAGAGGCCAAAAAGAAAAAAAAAAAUCCCUCUACCUCUACACCUGUUGUUCACCUGUAAAAUUUCAAGCUACAAAAUGAUAUAUAUAUUUUAACCUUUUUUGUCUUUCAGAAGCAUACUAAUUGUUUGCCACUGAGGCCUUUUAUCUACUGUAUUUUAAUAUGUUCAUUUGAUAGUCAUCAAGAUCUCUUUGUACUUCUAACCUGUAGAACUUGUCAUGUUUCUUACUGCUCUUUUUUCCCUGUUCUCCAGUCCACUUUUAAAUUGAUAAAUAGAAAGCUGUACACUCUCUAUUCCUGUUACAUUUUACACAGUGGAACUGGUAUUUUGGUAGCGCCUUAAUUUUGCAGUUGUGAAAUGAUUGUAUCAACUCUUAUCUGGGGCUUCUGACCAGAUGCAAACGAGUAUGUUUAAUGUAGAUAAACUUGAAACCAUUUUUUACUGUUUUAAAGCUAGAAAUUAAAUGGAGUGUGUACAUAUGUAUAAAUAUAAAUUAUUAAUCUGCACCUUUUUGUAUCUAGUAAAUACAGGAGAAGUUCAUGUUCUAACCACAUUUGGCACUUUUUGUUGCAUAAACAAAGCCAAAACUUUUUUUAAAGAUUGCAAUGUUCAUUUCAUGUAUAUUUGCAAUAUUCAUGGGAAAUGUAUUUAAUUUAUGUGAUAUUUGGAAUAAACCAGGUUGAAUUUAUAAG